AUGGUUACGAGAAAUCUCUUACAUACUGGGAAAUACUCUGACCUCGUCAUACAAUGCAACGGCCAGGCGCUUCGCGUACACCGUGCCAUUGUUUGCUCCCAGUCUCCUUUUUUUGCUGCUGCUCUCAACAGUAACUUUCGGGAAGCUGCCGAGGGUAGAAUUAUUCUUCCAGAAGAUGAUAUGGAGACAAUCAAACGAGUAGUAUCAUAUUUAUACCUGCAGGAUUAUGACCAGGAAAGGAACGGCUUGGGCUGUCCUGAGAGCAAAGAAGCUAGGAGCGUUGCCAAUUGUAACAGUGGAGCGACUCCCCUAGACAACGCCGGCGAGACGAAAUCACCGGAGAUGGAGACCAGUCUUGCAUCAAUAUCAACAGCUAGUGAAGCGACCGCAUACAAUAACCUUCACGUGUAUAUCGCCGCGGACAAGUUCGGUAUCGAGCCUUUGAAAACGCUAGCAAGAGACCGCCUAGCCAACUGGAUGAGGCGCAAUUGGAACGAAGAAGUAUUCGCCCAGGUCGUGAGGGAUGUUCUUCAGUCUUCUCCUCCGCAUGAAAAGGAGUUCCGUGAUAUUGUCAUCGGUGUGAUUAUAGACAAUAUUCAGAUUGUCAAGCAAGAGCGAGUGAUGGCUCUCGUGGGCGAAUUCGGGUUUCUCGGAAGCGCUGUGGUUAAGGAGCUGGUUCAGCAUCUACAAUUCUCUACGAAGAAGCGCAGGCAGCUGGUUAAGCUCUGUGCUUUUGUUUUGCAAACAUUGCAGAGCCGAGUUCAAUCUGCGGAUAGACGGUGA
Molecule: messenger RNA, 783 nt
Organism: Aspergillus tanneri
Lineage: Eukaryota; Fungi; Ascomycota; Eurotiomycetes; Eurotiales; Aspergillaceae
Product: BTB/POZ domain-containing protein
Exons: 3
Coding region: 1-783 (260 amino acids)
Molecular function (GO): protein binding
Source: RefSeq, a predicted model, not a curated record